AUGAAGCCGUGGUUUCCCACUACCAACAUUUCUUAAACCCCUUGGUUGGGUCGGGGCGGGGAUCGAACUUGUGACCCUGUGGAUCGUAGGCAGGCACACAAACUGUUGCGCUACGGCGCGCCCAUUUUUUGAUUGAACGUUUUAGUAUUUUUUUUUUCCCUCAAUUGAAUAGAUAAUAUUCUUUUUUGAGAGCUCAAAAGAGAAUAUAGAGAUUGAAAAAAAGAAUAUAGUGUGUUUAGGAAAGAAAUGAGUUAAAAAUAACUGUUUCAGAGGUAAAUCAGUCAGUUCUUUGAAUAGUUCAGUAGUAGUUGAACGAAAACUUUUUUCUUGCAGAGAACGGGCUCAAAAGGACGAAAAUAUUGGGAGAAUCUUCGAUUUAGUUGAGGAGCUCGAAUUGGACGUCGUCGAUGUCAAUCAUGAUCAGUUAGACAGACUCACCGAGUUCCAACUUCACAACGUAUCUCUUGAGUUGGGAUUGAGGGAAAUAUCAAAGAAGUUGAGGGAGUUUGUGUGGAUGCUUCGAUUUUGCCUUUCCUCGAGUACAAGUCCAAGAGACUCUCUCUGUUUUUGGACCGCGUCCUGGACCCCGGAAACGUGGGCGCCAUCGGCAGAACCGCGUUUUACUUCGGCGCCGACGGAAUUUCUUACGUCAAAGGAAGAGGGUGAGGAAGAUUUCCAUCAAAUUUUUUCUCGAGGUCACUCUUUAGAGCCGCGAGUGAAUAAGAGGAUUUGAAACGAGUUUGAAAAUAUUUACUCGCCUUGAAACUUUUGAGGAAGUUUUCUGUGUUCUUUCAGUCAGAACGAAACAAUUUUAAGCAAAAAUUGAUUAUUGUAUAAUUUUCGUUUUUGCAAAGAUUGAGCUGUAUGUACAGUAAUUAAACUGACUAUAAAAUUUUUUCUCAAAGAGAGAUUGGUUGAAUCCCAUCGCUGUUGGCAUUCGUAUAUUGGAGUCCCUGAAGAGUAUUUUCAGAACUUUGCGAGCUCUACUAUUAGGUUGGCAUGAAAGAAAUGCGGCUCGUUUUUGUCGGCUUAUAAUUCAUCCAAGAAGCAAUAUUAUUUGGAACGGUAUUUUUUGUCGAAAAGGGCUUGUCCUUGUGCGUCAUUGGAUAUAUAGUUUGCUGACGUUCAUUCCGCCUUUCUACAAGAAAAAUAGCUCUAAAAACUUCCUUUCAAAAACUGUAUUCGCGGACCUAGUUUUCGCGUUAUUUCAAAAAGUACAAAUCAAAUUCAGAAGCUUGGCAACUUUCAAUAUUAUGAUCACCAUUGAUGCUUUUUUCUGAUAGUUAACAUUUUGAAUUGCUUUAGCGCUAUUCACUAGGCGAAAAGACCUUUGAAAUCAAAAAACACGAAAAAAUCGACGAUAAAGGCGAAUUUAAAAUGCCAUUAGACUGGAUCCACAACAGAUACCUGUGAAACUGGCUCAUCAGUUAUUACACACCCAUAUCUGCAAAAGAAAACAGUUUUUUCACGCAACGGAGUGCAAAAAAGGAAAAAUGAAAAAUGGCUUCACGAUAUCGCUUUUUCGUUUUUUUGCGAAAAUGUGUUAGCCCAAAAUCAGAAAAACUGUUCUACAAAAUUUUGCUUUUUUCGGUACAAUGCUCAGACAUGAUUCUUCGCAUUUAUCAUCUGUCCGAAUCAUUGAAUCGCUUAACAGCCAAAAAAAAUUGAAAAACUCCGAUGAAGCCCAAAUUUGGGGGUGCAACUUCUUUGACUCGUAGGCGGCCCAGUUUGUCAGAGAGAGUAUCCAUUCUCUGCGUAAGCAUUGUUGACAAGGUACUAAUACAGAUAGAAAUUACAUUUCGAAUUAAUUCGUGAUAACCUUGUUUUUAUGAUAAAAUUAAAGGACAUCAAAAACACGCAUUUCUUUCCUGCCACCCUAAUAAUAAAAAAAUAAAAGGCUUAAGAAACGCUGACUCUUUUUUGAACUAUCAGUUUUUACUUUCCAGUCCGUUUUCAGUCCAAAGAAAGUCACGCCCUCAAUGAGCAAGUCGUCAUGUGGAGCUUUGGAAAGACUUCCGGUCGAACAAGUCCCUUCCUUCGAACAUUUCUAUCAGGUUCUCCUUUUUCCAAUUUCUGUCUCACUUUUGUGCAAGAAAUCGAAAGACGCCGGGGCUCAAAUUGUAGCGACUUGUGAUCCGGCUGCGGCUCAACGAUUCGGUUUACGUUGUACUGAGUUGAAAAGUUGGCGGCCCAGCAGUAAUGUCGCUCUCGUUUUAGGUCGGUUCUAGAAAAUCACACACAGUUCCAAUUCAGUGAAACGAAUCAUAAGUCUAAACGAUACCAAAUUUAUGGAUACUUUUUUCAAAAGUGAUUGCAAGUUUAAAAAAAAGUUUUUUUGCAAGGUUUUGUGCUUUAUGGGCUUACUAGGGAACUACUCGGACUCGGGUACGCGUUUAGAGUUGAAACUUUGGUGGCUUAUAGACCCGGGUAAGAGUACUUGGAAACAAGAGAGAUUAUCUGCUAAACCCCUUAGGCUUCUGAGAAAAAGCUUUUUGAAAAUGAACGGUUAAAACUUGAAAUUUAUCAAAUUUUCGCUUUCUUCUUUCUUUUGGCUGGAAAAAAGUUUUUUAGAAUGUAUCACAGCCGGAUCAUCCAAGGCGAUUGUAUUAAAAAUAUAAAAUAAAGCAAAAAGCAGUAUUCUGAAAAAUUUCAGGCCUAAUUCUCACAUUUCCUACUAAUUUUUUCUCAGUUCUCUAUCGGAUUUGGCAGAUAUUCUCUCUUGUUUUCGAGUAUUCUCACUUAGGUCUAUAAACUACUAAAGUUUGAACUCGAAACGCGUACCCGAGUCCGAGUAGUUUUCUUGUUAGGCGAUUGUUCUCAAAAUUAGCAAUUUUAAAAAAAUUUCGUAAAUUUUUUUAUUUAAUAUGAAGAACUAGUGGAAUUUAGGAGAAAAAGGGGUAAUUUCUUCCAAACUUUCACUAUUUAUUCUUUCCUUUGCAUUGUACAGAACUUUAUUGGCCCCUUGAUCUCUUUCUUAUUAGGUUGAUAAUGAGAAGUUGAGGCGAUGAAGGGAUCGGAAUCCGAGAAGAAAUUCUGAAGCGUUGCGACGUCGUCGUCACGAUUCCCCACGUCGUCGCAUCCGAGAAGCUCUCUUCGGUGACGUCACUCAACGUAUCAGUUGUCGCUGGUAUCUGGAAAAAAUGGAAUUUCGAUGAUUCCCCGAUUUUUCAGGAAUUCUUCUUCAGCACGUUGCUUCUUUUUGAACCUAAAACAGUUUUCUAUUCGUAAAAAUUCAACUACGUUGGAAAUUUUUUCGAUUAUUUCAUAUUGAUUAAUUUUUUUUUUGAACCAUUCGAUGAGAAAUUCCAAAAAAUAGUGUCAACAAUAUUUUUUCACGCGUACAUCGACUUCCCGAAAAUAGCCAUCAAAACGGCUGAAAAUGGACGAUAAUGAACCCGGAGAAUUUGCACAGUUGGAGGCAAUGUUCGCGAUAUAAAAGAGCCGUUUGGAAGGCUGUUUGCCCUCUUUUCUUCCGAUGACUGAUUGGCUACUGAAAAUCGUAUCCUUUUCUGUUUUGGUGGCGAUUUCGCCAGCUUUGCUCCAGGCAAAGUCUUCGCUCUGUUCGAAUGGCCGACAGCCCGGCCCUGGUCAGUCAUCUUUUUCGAGACUUUUGAUGCAAAUUCAAUUUUUUAUGAGAUGGUUCGUAAUAUUCUGCUUUUUUUGAAUUGUUUCAUUCGAUUCAUCGAUAGAAUCACUUUCGAUUAGCUCAAACUGGGUUCAAAAAUGGUUGAGUAAGAAAACUCUCACAAACAAACUAAUUUUCUUCAGUUAGUGAUUCUCCAGGCUUUGUCGGAAUACUUUCCGACGUACAUAAAGAAAAUCUCAACCAGCACUAUUUUUUUGGUUUCGAGAAGAAUAAAAUUUAAUUAUCUUUUGUGUGUCAACAUUUUUUCAAAGAAAUCGACUAAUUUGGGAAAGUCUAACGAAAAUGCUAGUCGAAAAUGAUAAGAAACUUCGCAGCUUGCGAGCUCGUUCCUGCGACAGGCUACAAAUGUGAAUCGAGCAAUUCUUCUUUGAGCUGGUGUGAAAAAAUCAACGGGACACAUAGAUGUUGUAUUGUUCAAAAGUGGUGUUCUCAACAAAGUGGGGAGUUUUAGGCGAGAAAAGUCGAAACCAAACUGGAAAGUGUGAAGACACGAGUUCCUACUGUAGACUUUGUAAAUCUCUUUGCACGAGGAGAGGUAAGUCUCUCGUUAUAUUCAGGUAAAAUGAUUCCUCCAGAAAACUUCCAAAUGAUGAAGAGGAUGUGCGCGGCGACGUGCGACCUCUGCGACUUCGAAUCGUUCGAGGAGAUGACGUCAGUCCGUCGUCGGGUGGAAGGCGUCGCCAACGAGACCGCCCAGUGUGUCUUCGGCCUUCCUCGCCAACAGAAUUCCACUCAACGUGCAGAUUUUUCAGAGCCCUCUAGAUCGCUUUUUUCUUGUUUUCAGCGAACAAGAAGUGCGUCUAUCCAAAAGAGAAGAUGCUAAAUUUCAAUUCGACAGAAAAUCCUUCUCAGCUUUUCACGAAAAUAUUUAAAUACAACUCUUCCAUACCUACGUCGACGCCAAACAACACACAAAAUAAAGGUUUGUAACUGAAUCUCUUGAGACCGAAAAAACGGAUCAAAGUUUUCUGCUUUUCCCUGUAGAUCCGAUAAAAAUAAUAUUUUUUUUCUCAAAACUAUUUUCUUCUUCCUUCUCCUUCGGCCUCGCUGUCGUUCUCACGUCUUUUUGUAUUUCUAUGGUCUCGCGGGCGAGGGAAAAGAAGACGCAGACAGGCCAGACUGUUUCGAGUCGUUGCGAACGAUUUACAUUUCUUCCAGAAGUUUCUCAAAUCCUUGAUACGAAAUUUUGGGCGUAUAGCUUCAAGGGUUCCAAAAACCUUGAAUAUCUAAUAAUUUUUCAGAUCUUGAAACGGAAAAGCGACCCGCUGCGGAAAAGCUGGCAGAAGCGAAAGUCUCACAGAACAAAACUUCAGAGACCUCCGUUAAAAGCUUAAAUACCUCUUAUGUGGUCAGAAAUGAUACAAAACUUGAGAAGCUGCCAAAUGGAACGACCGUCGCGCCGUCGUGAGUGAUGCUCUGAAAAACAAUCUGAAACCAAAUUCAGUCCGAGCCCUCGAAGGAAGGCGGUGCCAGUUGUUGGGGACACGAACCAAGUGCUGAAGAACGUUUCCCUGAAGAGAAUACAGUCUCUUCCGACGUCGACUGUGGUCUAUGUGGAUGCUAAGAACACGACGGGAAGCUUCGAGUACAGAAAGAUCAAGUUGGAGGAGUUGAUGGCCACGACCAAGGUCUUCAUUGUUUGGUGUCAACAUGGAAGGCGAAAAAUUUGCAGGAUACCAUGCCCCAGGUCGUCACUGCAGAACCAGAAGCCCUCACUCUUUCUCUCACAAAAACUGUUAUUCGAGGUUUGGAAUCAGCGAAUGUUUUUUUGUUUUCGAGAAAGCUUAGCUCGAAUUUUUGUGAAACUCUUUUGAAAAACUUGAAAAUUCUAAACAGGUUUUUGCUUUUGAUGGCUUACUCCCCUCUUUUCUUCUUCUUUGAAACCUUAAUCGAGAUUACCCCAUUAAUUUUGGCGAGCUGUCGCGAAUAGGGUAUACUCGAUUCAAUUCUUUUUUCUAAACAGAAUCUUCAGGCAAGUGCUUCGACGAGUACGUCUACUGUCGUGAGUUCAACUCGAUGUGUUCGCACCCGACGUUCAGCGACGUGAUGAGCAUCCACUGCGCCUUGACUUGCGGCAGAUGCGACGACGUCCAGGUCGAAGACGGCGGCAGCGAAGGUGAGUUCAACCGGAAAUCGCUGCCCACGACGCCGACGGACUCAGAUUGCGAAGACUUCUCCAACGACUGCCGCCACUACGUCGACCUCUGCGACAACGAAAAGUUCUCGCGCCUUCUCCGCGACUACUGUCCAAAGGCUUGCGGCUUCUGCGUCUCCAAGUGUCGCGACAGACAUUUGAAGUGAGUUCAUUUCUGCUAUAGGUCAUUCCGCGCCAGCUUGUCACGAUUUCCAGUUUAUUUGGAACUAGAGUAGCCUUUUCGGCGCUUCGCUUCGAUGCUCUCGGUGUGCCCCCUUGCGUGCGCCUUUAAUAAAACUCAUUAUUUCCGAAUUUUAGAAUUUUCUUAUUUUACAAAAACAGUUGUAACAUUAAAUUUUAUAUUAAACUAACCCAAAAAUAAUAUGCAAAAAAGCUCGAACAGUCGGUUUCAUUAAUAACAAUCAAAAUUAUUAAAUUAAUCUUUUUGAUUUUCUUUUUUUACAAAUCCAGCACAGAAUCUGAGUGUGUAUAGUUGAAGCGAAAAAUGAAAUCAAUCCAUUGAAAAAACCUCGUAUAUUAAUAAAAGAGAUAGCGGAAAUUGAAGCAAUAUCUUGAUCAGAAAUAAUGUUUUAUUAAAGGCGCACGCAGGGGGGAACACCGAGAGCAUCGAAGCGAAGCCCAGAAAGGGGUUCUGUAGAUCCGAGGAAAAUUAAAAUCGUGACAAGCUGGCGCGGAAUGACCUAUACAGCGCGUGAAUGAAUCUUGGAAGAGCUUUUUUUAUUUUUCGCGAACUUUUUUAACAUGUUCUUCUGAAACGCCUACUACGAACAUAUUUCACUUCUCAGCCUGGUCCGUUUCAGUUGCUUACAAUACGCGAAAGACGGCUUCUGCCUGGACGAGAUGUACACGAAAGAUGAAAGACGGUACCUGUGCGGAGACACCUGCAAUAUGUGUUCGGAAUAG
Messenger RNA from Caenorhabditis auriculariae, 6704 nucleotides. The record is from the annotation of a GenBank genome assembly. Lineage: Eukaryota; Metazoa; Nematoda; Chromadorea; Rhabditida; Rhabditidae.